Messenger RNA from Dermacentor silvarum, 1721 nucleotides. RefSeq names its product cyclin-dependent kinase inhibitor 1. The record is from RefSeq and is a predicted model, not a curated record. NCBI's taxonomy places the organism in Eukaryota, Metazoa, Arthropoda, Arachnida, Ixodida, Ixodidae. Gene Ontology annotation, molecular function: cyclin-dependent protein serine/threonine kinase inhibitor activity. Gene Ontology annotation, cellular component: nucleus. Gene Ontology annotation, biological process: regulation of cell cycle. Bases 124 to 627 code for a protein of 167 amino acids. The transcript has 2 exons.
AAGGAGAGAGGAGUCUCCUGGUUCUCCGUCGUCAACGCUCGCCCGUUCGUCGGUGGUGCCGUUGGAGGUUCGUGGUCGGCUCAACACCGAACGUGCCCGCGCGCUGCGUCACUUCGUUGGACCAUGCCAGGCACCGUGGCUGUCAACCUGCGUCAGAUGUCCAUGUCGCGGACUUUCCUCCGUGCGAUGCCCGUGGUGAGGUCGGUCGCCGCUGCGCGAACGGCCGCCGCCAGACGAUGUCUCUUCGACGUCGACCACGAGCAGGUGAAGCGCGACCUGGAAGAAGAGAAGCGUGCCCACUUCGCCCGUUUCGCCGAAGCGUACAACUUCGAUCUCAGCACGGAGACGCCCCUGCCCGGCCGCUUCGAAUGGGAGAGCGUCGCCGAACGGCCCGCGGCUGCGCCCAGCAGCGCGUCGGAAGCAGGGGACGCCGUCGUUGCUUCGGAAACAGAGGACGCCGAGGCAGCGAUAGCGCAGCGACCCCAGCGACCAGUGUCACCCCCUAGGCAACGCCUCAUCUCCGACUACUUCCAGGUGCGCAAGAGACUGCCGCUCCCGGAGAAGAGUCCCCAGCAGCCGCCGGCCAAGAUGGCGAGGCUGAUGGUGGCGCCGGAGUCCGUGCCUUAGCCGAGGGGGCGAACACCGAGCGGCAACCGCAGCGCCGCCGCGAACCGCCCGAUGAAGAACCCCCGUGCCUUCUUUUUGUGUGUGUGUGCCCGCUCGUGGGUGAUGAUGAAUGAUCUCAAUGGCUGCUGCCCCCCCCCCCCCCCCCCAUUCCCUUCCCCGCCUUUUCGAGCCCUUUUGUUUUAUCUCUCUCCACGCUCUAAGGGACGCUACACCUUCUGGGUUGCACCGCAGUCGCGCAGCAGUCGUCGCCAUCUUCGCGCCAGCUCCGUGUCAGUGCCGCAGGUUGCUUUACCUUUCACAAAAGGAGCCCUGCGUGCAACGUCUCGCCCAAUUGCGAGGACCCGUCGUGACUCGACGCUGUCGCGUCAAAUUGCCCUGCAAACGGGCCAUUCAAGUUGCAACUAGUGCUCGACGCAGAAUUGGCCUGCGGUCUUGCAAGUUGUGGACCCGUCACCCCGGUCGGAUGUGGGGCUAACGCCUUCGAGGCUAGACUACGCUACGUGUCAGCUGGCAGUACCUGUAGCCUGGAGUGGUUAGCAGCCGCAUCCAUGCGCGUCUGAGCGUUACAGUCGCGAAAACAACCGGCACCCAGUGCCGUUGAAGAAAAGGUGAAACGCGCGAACGAUGGCACGGCUGUUGCUGUACCUCGAGCGGUGUAACGCCCCUUUUUAAUUGUCUUUAUUCUUCUUCUCCUGGAGUGAACACAUCCCCCCCGUACCUGAUCAGAGCGCCGUCACCAACACUACCACCGAGUUCCUAACUCCAGCCCACCCACCCCACCCAAUCACGUCGUCGUACCCUUUUCCACGAUCUCAGCCACACAAACUCAAACAGAAAAGGGGAGCGCCGUCUUUUUUUUUUCCUUUCUUUCCUUUUUUUUAAACAAAAAAAUGAUAUCUAGCAUUUUUAUUUUGUUUUUACUCGAUUUUAUUGAUACAAGCGCGCGCCUUUGUUGUUUUUAUAGAGAUGGCGGCGGCCUCAGCCCACGUAUAAGUGUCCGGGCCGUGGCAGCCUCGGCAGUGUGCAAUAGGCGCCGCACCAAGGCGCCCCAAACACGUCGAAUGUACAGAGAGCCUCUAUUCGCAAAUAAAGAG